AUGGGACAGGCAAUAUCAUCAACUGUAGUUUCAGGUUGGGCAUGGCUCCCGAGCGACCUUUUGUAUCUGAUAGUAGAGAAGUUGAUACCAAUCACUGACUACAUCCAGCUUGGUGCAGUUUGUAAGAAUUGGCAAUCAGUAGCUCGUCAUCAGAAGCAUCAGCGCCUCAAAUCAUGUCACAAGCAGCUUCCAAUGCUAAUGGUUCCCAGUAAACACAACUGCCACGAAAGGCAUGGCUUGUAUAGUGUCACAAAAGGAAAGACUUGCAGCUUUGAGUUGCAUGUGCCUUACAAUAAAAGGCUUUGCGGUUCUUCCAAUGGUUGGUUGGCUUGUGUGGAUGAAAAUUUGGAAGUAACCCUUUUAAACCCUUCCACCAAACGUACCAUUCGCCUUCCACCAUUUGCACAAGUCCCUCAACCCAUACACAAACAAGCUUAUAGAAGUGAUGACUAUAUUAAGAAGGUUGUAUCGUCUGCAGACCCUUCUUUGUUUCCAAAUGAUUACGAAGCUGUGGCACUUUUCAAUAGUAAUGGAACCAGAGUAGCUCAUAUUAAGUCAGGGGAUCAUGGUUGGACUCACAUAGAUCAAACAAUCAUAUUCUUUUAUGGUCUGAAUCAAGUGAUUGAAUUCGAUGAUGUGAUCUAUUACAGAGGCCAGUUUCUUGCUGCUAGUAGGGAGGGUGGGGUUUUUGCAAUAAACGUUGGCAAGGAUCCAACUUAUAAACCUCAUGUAAGCAUAGUUGUACCAAUGGAUCAAGGUAUUGAUGACCAAGCAUAUCUAGUGGAAUCGUCUAGGGGAGAUCUAUUGCUGGUUAGGAAGUUCCAAAGUUUGAAUUAUGUUGAGUGUUAUACUGAGACUUUGAGCUUUAAGGUUUUCAAGCUGUUCUCUGAUUGUGGGGAUAAAAUCGGAAGCGAACGGAUUGAGGAGAUUGAUAGUAUUGGAAACGAUGCUUUUUUCUUAGGUGGCAAUAAUCACUCCAUGUGUGUCUCAGCUUUAGACUUUCCGGAUUGUCAUCCGAAUUCCAUAUACUUCUGCAUUGAUAAAUGGGUGGGUUAUGAUGAAGUUCAAGAGCCUCUUGGCAUGGCAGUCUUCAAUUUCGAAAACAGAAAAUUUGGAACAAAUUACUACUGCUCAAGUCCUUCACAGAAGUACAUGCCACCAUCAAUUUGGAUUUUGCCCACCAUGGUGUGA
This is a messenger RNA of Prunus avium (sweet cherry), 1191 nucleotides long. RefSeq names its product F-box protein At2g26160-like. Gene Ontology annotation, molecular function: protein binding. Lineage: Eukaryota; Viridiplantae; Streptophyta; Magnoliopsida; Rosales; Rosaceae. The record is from RefSeq and is a predicted model, not a curated record.